AUGGCUUUCAGCAAAGUCUACCGCGCUACCGUCUUCGCAAAGAGAAAGGAGGGCGUGGCACAGGAAGAAUUCUCUCGCCGCUUCGCUCGCCACGGAACGUUGGCCGGCCCAGUAAUCCAGAAGCACAACGGCAUAGCCUACAUCCAGCACCACGUCUUUGAUGCCUAUGCCGAGGAAUUCAAAGAAAAGAUUGGACCUGAGAUGGCCCCGUUUUUCAAUUUUGUCCAGGCCGAUGGGAUCAACACCCUCAUCUUCCCGACUAUGGAUGAUCUCGUCGGCUUCUUCAAGGACCCAGCACAUGAGGAAACUCUGAAUGCUGAUGUCGCCGAGUUUGCCGAUCCAACAACCGUCACCUUUGCGGUCGGAGAUGAGAAUGUGGUUAUCGAGGGUGGAAAGUUGCUUGUCUAG
Fusarium falciforme is the source of this 408-nucleotide messenger RNA. Its product is annotated as EthD domain-containing protein. Gene Ontology annotation, molecular function: oxidoreductase activity. NCBI's taxonomy places the organism in Eukaryota, Fungi, Ascomycota, Sordariomycetes, Hypocreales, Nectriaceae. The transcript is spliced from 2 exons. The record is from RefSeq and is a predicted model, not a curated record. Bases 1 to 408 code for a protein of 135 amino acids.